AUGCAAAUCUUCUCGCUGUGCCUUCUCUUGUCCUCGUACUUCAUCUACAACUCCAUGGGCGUCAUCGAUGAGCAGGCCAUCGACGAUCUUCACUUAGUCCUCAACCUAGCGCAACACAUUCACGUGAAGAGCCGCCGGAAGACGGAGGAAGAGAAGCGAACAGACUUGUCGCUGUAUUUUCCCAUCUUCCUCUGGGUCCUGCGGGACUUCCACCUGUCCCUGGCGGAUGAGAAGGGCCAAAGCAUCAGUGAGAAGGAGUACUUGGAAAGGGCUUUGCGCCCCAACCCGGGACACGAGGAGAAGAAUCAGCUCCGAGAGGUCAUCAAGGAUCUCUUCCGUGAGCGGGACUGCGUGACCAUCGUGCGGCCCGUGGCGGAGGAAGCGGACCUGCGGAACAUUCAACAGGUGCCUUACGAGAAGCUGAGGCCCCAAUUCCGAACCCAGGUCGAAGCCUUUGUCAAGAAGGUCUACACCUACUUGAAGCCGAAGAAGAUCGAUGGGAACGUGGUCACGGGUCGGAUGUUCGUGGACUUGGCCUCGGAGUACUGCAAAGCCAUCAAUGGUAGCGCGGUGCCCACGAUCCACGCCGCCUGGGCAUCGGUCGUGCAGCACCAAUUCCGCCUGGCGCUGCGCGACGCCGUGCAGGUCUAUCGCCAGCGGAUGAACGAACGUGCCAUGCAACACCUGCCGAUGGCAGAGGAGAAGCUGAGAGAUCUACAUAAGAUCGCCAAAGCGGAGGUGACUUGA
This is a messenger RNA of Durusdinium trenchii, 747 nucleotides long. NCBI's taxonomy places the organism in Eukaryota, Dinophyceae, Suessiales, Symbiodiniaceae. The record is from the annotation of a GenBank genome assembly.